Leishmania major strain Friedlin is the source of this 3195-nucleotide messenger RNA. RefSeq lists its product as hypothetical. The record is from RefSeq and is a predicted model, not a curated record. Bases 1 to 3195 code for a protein of 1064 amino acids. Lineage: Eukaryota; Euglenozoa; Kinetoplastea; Trypanosomatida; Trypanosomatidae. The transcript has a single exon.
AUGAAGAAGAUAUUCCACAUACCCACCGGCAACUCUGCCGAGGAUGAGCAGAGCAGCAAACGCCACGCGAAGCGAUGCCGCGUGUACUUCAUGAUCCUGGCCGUCUGGAUCUCCCUGUUGCUUAUACUGGUCAACAUUCUCACGCCCAUGCUGGUCCUGCAACGCCAGGAUAACGAACUCGAGCGCAUGCACCGGGAAGAGGAGAAGCGGGAGGCGAUGUCCUACGCCACGACUUUUCGUGAUGCCAUCCUUGGAGCCAUCUCAGCCGUGUACGGGGUGGAGGGGUACAUCAUGGGGUUGAUGGAUUCGCUGCCGAAUCUCAACGAGACCCCUGCCCAGCGCGUGGCUGGCCAGUAUUUUCCAAAGUUCUAUGGCUAUGCCCAGCUGGUGUCCUCCUCGUCGCCCCACAUCAGUCUCUUCGCGACCGCGCCCGGCGGCGUUGUACUGCAGGUGUACCCGUCCGAGGAUGAGGAUUUCAUGAAAAACUGGGACCUGCUCAACGGCUCUUCCGGGAACCACACGGACCCGGCUGCAGCGUAUCGGGAAGACCCCUUCACCACCAUUAAGACCGGCUUACUCGCCGUGACGGGGCCGUAUAAAAGCCCGGGCUUGCCGAUACGAGGCUGGGACAAGAGCUCUGGCGACGCAGAUAACAUGUGGUGGGUCGACCUCCGCCAGCCGAUCUACAACGCGACCUCGACGGCAUUGAUUACAAACUCGACGUUUUGGGGCUUUGCGAUCGUCUUCUUCAGUGUGGAUGGGCUCGUUCGGAAGAAAGACUUGCCAGAGAAAAUGAACAGCUUGGAAAUGGCGUACAUCAUCUACACGGCGAGCGUCAACAGCUCAAAUGGCUGCACGGUGAUCCUCGCAUCAUCGAUGUUCAAGGGCGAGACAGACUGCAGUAAACCGUUUAUGAAGAAAUUCCUCGCCGAUGCGACGACCCGCGACGUCCUCAAGGAGAAGCUCUCAUGGAAGAUCGCCUUGAAGAGCAUGAAGCGUGUGAACCGCCUCACGCCCCGCGUGCGCGACGCGAUCGUCAUCACGUCCGUCAUCGGCGUUUCGUUGUUGUUUGCCCUGUUCAUGUACGCCAUUGUGCGAUGCACGCGGGUUUACGACGGCGCGAAGCACGCGCCCAAGAUGGCACCCUUCGCCAUGCUCACCAUCGGCCCCUGCCGCGGCGAGGAGCUCUGGGACCUUGCGUCGGAUCAGAUGGUAGAGGUGACGGAGCGUCUUGGCCAUGUCCUGGCUCGGCAGAUGGUACGCCAUCACGCCUACCAGAUCCAGCAGGUGCACCCGCUCACCACAUCGUACGUCACGCGCAGCGUCGCCGCCGCUGUGCAGAUGGCCUUCAGCACCAUCGAGGAGCUCUACAGCUUCCCAAUCGACGAACCGCUGCGCCGCCUGCUCGGCGAUGAAGGCAGUCUGCUGCUGUCCUACGCCGUGCACUGGUGCACCGACGCCGCUGUGCGCAUGGAAACGAUCGGUGGUGGCCUCCGUUACGAGGGUCCCGACGUCGUGUACGGUGGCCGCAUGUGGGUGUUUGCCGGUCCAAACGUGGUCACUGUGUCACAGGCGGCGCUGCCGAGCACGACGUGUAUGCCGCAUGUAAAGAGCAAGCUGUUCGAUUCGGUGUUUCUGCGCGGUGUCACAACACGCCAGGACCUCUACAUCGUCACGGAUACUUCGAACCAUUCUCUGAAGGAGGCGGAGGCCUUCGCGGCGGAUCAGUUGCGUCGUUCACGUCAAGCGCAGCUGCGGUACGUAGCUGACAAGGAGGCGGAUCUGGGCAGCACCGGCUACACGCGGUGCAACCGGCUGCUCCCCUCCUACCCGCGGACGGAGUACGAUAGCAGUGACUUUGACAGCAGCUCCUUCGCACGCGAGGCCUCCGCGUAUAGCGAGGGCGCCACCUCUGGCAGUGGCAACGACAGCAACCUCAUCUCCGUCGUGAACAGCAGUGGUGGGAGCCAGCUGGCUUCUGGUCCUGCGAAAAGGGGUGCUCGCAAGGAUGGUGUGGCGGGGGCGAGCGGCGUGCCCACCGCCAUCGUCGUGCCAGCCUCCACGCCUGACGACGCACUGGUCGUCGCAGGCGCGAGCGUGUCGGAAUCGGCGUCGACGCUGUCGCGCGCGGUGCCGCAGCGGCGCAUGGGUUGCCGUCUGCCUCGGGAUCUCGCAGCAGCCAAUGUCGUGUCGGGGUCGCCGAGAUCGUUCUCCAGCGCGGCGAGCGUGCGGUCUGAAAAAUUGGAGACGUCGCCGGGGGAGCCGCAGACGCCACGCCUGCAGCCCAUCGCACCGGAGGUAUCGGUCACCGCAGCGACCGGCACUGCCCGGCCACGGCGCGGGCAGGACAACGCCCACACCGCUCCAGGCGCGAUCACGAGUGGGAGCAACAGCAUCGACUUCAGGGACAGCUGCAGCGGCAUCCAUGCAACAAGCGGUGUGCGCCGCAACGACCUGCUCCUUACCAACCCACUUGUUGUCGUCCCGCCGGCGGUCACGGUGGCUGCAGCAGCGCACGGACUGUGCGGCAGCAGCGGCGGCUCGGCUUCCACCACACCCAUCUCCGGCGAGUCGACUGGCGGGCGACACAGCAACUUUCCGACCUGCAGCGACAACCCACUCGCAUACAGCACACCAGCGGCCUGUAGACUAAGCAACAGCGAAGAUAACGCUGCGCUGCAGGGUAGCGCGCCGGCGCUGAACAACUUCAGCGACCUGCUGCUGCGCCCCGCAAUCUCAACCCAGUCAGACCUGCUGCUCCGCACGGUGUUCGAUCGGCAGGCUGUCGCGCUGGACCUGAGCUACGACUCUGUGCGGGUACUGGUCUACUACUUCUACUCCAGCUACAAGAUCCUGUUCCGCCCGCUGGCAGCACCGGAGCUGCACAACAUCUACCGUCGGCUGAUGACAGCCUUUGGUGUGCCGCAGCAGGGCAUCCUCGAGCACCUGGCCGCGCGCUGCGCCACUCGCUUCCUUCAACGCCAUGAGGAGACGCAGACGCUCUUGUGGGAUCAGCAGCACCGAUUGCAGAUGCACAUCCGGUCUGCUAGUGCGACCGCAGCCACAGCGGCAUCCAUCUCUGACGACGGCGUGGCAAGCACCUCCGGCCAAGCGGCAACUAGGAAUACGAAUGACAACAAGCCGGCGCACACGGGUGGACAGGAAGAGGGGCGAAAAACCAGCGGCGGAGUGUGA